AUGGUGGUUGAAUGGGAAGGAUCACGCAUGGUUCCUCUUUUUAAGGUGCCAAAGAAAGAUGGACAUGCCCACUUAUCGGCCAUGCAGAUUGUAAAGGACCUAAAUAAAGGAGCACCGACAUUAGUAUCCACCAUUGCAUGUUCGGGAGAAGACCAUGGUGCUACGGAGUUCUUGCCACGGAUCAUAGAAACUGUCCUUGAGGAAAACAAAGACGUGAUGCCAGAAGAGCUGCCAAAGACUUUACCUCCAAGGCGCGAGGUAGACCACACGAUAGAUUUGGAGGCUGGAGCCAAGCCACCUGCACAUGCACCUUACCGCAUGGCUCCACCCGAGUUAGAAGAGCUAAGGAAGCAGUUGAAGGAGCUCAUCGAAGCCGGUCACAUCCGUCCAUCCAAAGUCAAGUACUUUAACCAAAUGGAUAUCCGGAAAGGAUACUACCAAGUGCGCAUCGCAGAGGGGGAUGAGCAAAAUGCAGCAUGCGUGACUACAGACGGAGCAUAUGAGUUGUUGGUAAUGCCCUUCGGCAUAACCAACGCACCUGCCACCUUUUGCACGCUGAUGAACAAGAUUCUACAUCCCUACUUAGUCCAGUUCAUUAGUGGGUACUCCACUAAAUCAGCCCCAGUGACCGAGCUAUUGAAGAAGAAUAAGCCAUGGGUGUGGAGCGAGGAGUGCCAGGGAGAAUUCGAUGGUCUCAAGAGUGUGGUUAUAGAAGAACCAGUCUUGAUGCUUCUCGAUUUCACAAAGACCUUCGAGAUUCAUAUGGAUGCCUCUGAUAUAGCUAUUGGUGGAGGCUUGAUCAGGAGAGACACCCAAUAG
This is a messenger RNA of Solanum lycopersicum (tomato), 819 nucleotides long. The record is from RefSeq and is a predicted model, not a curated record. NCBI's taxonomy places the organism in Eukaryota, Viridiplantae, Streptophyta, Magnoliopsida, Solanales, Solanaceae.